Messenger RNA from Henningerozyma blattae CBS 6284, 360 nucleotides. RefSeq names its product Spg4p (gene SPG4). The record is from RefSeq and is a predicted model, not a curated record. The coding region runs from base 1 to 360 and encodes 119 amino acids. NCBI's taxonomy places the organism in Eukaryota, Fungi, Ascomycota, Saccharomycetes, Saccharomycetales, Saccharomycetaceae. The transcript has a single exon.
AUGUCUAGCUUUUGGGACUCGUUUCAAGUAUACAACCCUAACAAACACGCCAAGAGCUCCAAGAUGGGCGGCGGAAACCAUUCUAACCUAGGUUCUUCUAAUACACAGUUUAUCUAUUCCAAAGAACACCGCCCUAGUAAUGCCUCGGCUGCCAGCGAUGACUUAGCCGCCAAGGCACCUGCUGAAGGGAUGAAAGAAACCUCAAAUCUUGGCUCCAAUAUGAACUCUGAGGCCGGUACUAACCCUAACCCUAACCCUAACCCUAACCUCGUUGACGUCUCUCAACUAUCACAGGGUGAAUUUGAACGUAUAUAUAAGAAUAUGCGUAAGGGUGAGCCCAAUAAUAAGGUCAACUUCUAG